This is a messenger RNA of Peronospora farinosa, 933 nucleotides long. The record is from the annotation of a GenBank genome assembly. NCBI's taxonomy places the organism in Eukaryota, Oomycota, Peronosporomycetes, Peronosporales, Peronosporaceae.
AUGGGUCGCAAGCUCUUGACGCUCGUGCCGUCGGCACUGCCGUCCGCGACCAGUUUGGGGCGUUUCCACUCGGACGCAACGGACGUGCCCUUCCUGUCUAUUGUACUCUGGACCUCUUGCUCCGUUGGCGACUCGACACGUACGCGGCAGUUGGCUCUGGACAAGGACAAGUGUCGUCUGCUGGAGCUGCAGCGUCUGCAGCCAUUAGAAGGCACACGCAGCUGGUUUGUAGGCAGCACUGUCAUACAGGACGGCGAAGUGAUGGUCUUCUCUCCCAUGGAUGAGCUCUUUGUAUUGCUGGACGCCGCAUGGCCUCAGCGCAUGAGGUUUUCAUCAGUCUUUGACCUAUUGACGACAGCGAGCAAUACGUGGCUCUUGAAACUCUCGACAUUGUGUGAGAAGAUAACAAACAUUUGUGAUGUCCAAGUGAUGGAUGGAGACGAUGGUGUAGAGAAUCUUUAUAUAAAGAUCAAUGAGAACAAGACGAUGGACUGGUUAAGGAAAAAGGUGGAGAAAGUGGCUAAAGUGCUGCUGAGACAGGAACAGGACCGAGUUACUAAAGCUGCAAAUGCAGCAGCAUUUGAUGAGCAUGUGAAUGUAUUAGGACAGAAACAGGAGAAGAAAGAGGAGGAAGAGCAAGGUGUUGCUCUUUAUUAUCGACAAGCAAUUGAUAUUGUGGGAAAUUAUCUGAUGGAUGAGUGGAUUGACUUGCUCUGCACUGAGUUCAAAGUGGAGAAGGAGGUCAAAGCUGUUGCAAAAGUGGCGGCUGGAUCGAUCGAUACGUUCAAGCGGUACGACCGACGUGAAGCCAUAGACAACGCGACCAAACGUCCGACACUUGCCACUGGAAAUGGUGCCAAGAAAAAGAGCAAGUUGGCCAAUGUAGAUCGAUCCGGGAUGAAAUCGCUGACGUCGUUUUUUGGUAAGAAAUAG